Messenger RNA from Carassius auratus (goldfish), 2022 nucleotides. RefSeq names its product plexin domain containing 1 (gene plxdc1). The transcript has 15 exons. The coding region runs from base 188 to 1573 and encodes 461 amino acids. NCBI's taxonomy places the organism in Eukaryota, Metazoa, Chordata, Actinopteri, Cypriniformes, Cyprinidae. The record is from RefSeq and is a predicted model, not a curated record.
GUGGACAUGGGUCUGUGUGCUGUGCUUUUGAUUUGUCUCUCACAGGCAGAGCUGACCAGAGUGUGGGCUCAGGAGCAGAGAGUUACAGUACCUGGAGGAGCUGGCAGAAAUAGGACAAAUCAAAGGAGCUAACACUGAAGAGGCAUCUAAUGCUGCUGAGUGCAAAAUGGUGCAAAAAUGGAGAUGAAUGAAAAAUGGAAUAAUUCAGUCAGGUAAGACUGAUGGAGGUCCUUCAGACAUCCAGAGAAUUAGAAGAGACGAGCAAGAUCUCAGCAGACGCAUUCAGAACAGAACUGGACAAGAGCCGACCAAUAGGCCUUCCAUUGACAUACUCCCUGACAAUAUGACACGAGUGGUGGAGGACUCCCAGAGGUACUACUCCUGGCGCAGUUUUGGUCCUGGUGACAAACACACACAGGAUCUCUGGGUGGAUCUUGAUUCAGUGCAUCAAGGACCUGUCAGAGUGCAUGCUAUCCUAUCCAACACACACCGACAAGCAUCGCGGGUGGCACUAACCUUUGACUUCCUUUUCUAUGGACAUCAAGUGAGACAAAUCACCAUAGCAACUGGAGGGUUUAUUUUCACUGGAGAGAUAACACACCGCAUGCUGACUGCGACGCAGUAUAUUGCUCCACUCAUGGCAAACUUUGACCCCAGUUUUUCCAAAAACUCCACUGUGCGGUAUCUGGACAAUGGUGACAUAUUUGUGGUGCAGUGGGACAACGUGAGGCUGAAAGAUCGAGAGACUGAAGGAGCUUUCACCUUCCAGACUGUUCUUUGUCAUAACGGGACCAUUGUUUUCAGCUACAAAGACGUUCCUUUGCCUGUGGAGAAAAUUAACUCCACUGAGCAUCCAGUGAAAGUGGGACUGUCUGAUGCCUUCAUGGCUCUUUUGUCUUCUCCACAGUCUCCAGAUGCUAAACGACAGACUAUUUAUGAGUACCAUCGGGUGGAGAUUGACACAACAAAAAUUGUCAAUAGCUCAGCAUUUGAGUUCACCCCCUUACCAACCUGCCUACAGCACAAUUCCUGCGAACAAUGUAUCCAGUCCAACCUGACAUCAGGCUGUAGGUGGUGCAAUACUUUACAAAGGUGUUCAACUGGAAUAGACCGAUACAGGCAAGAAUGGCUGGACUACAGUUGCUCUGAGGAGGCAAAAGGCACAUGUGACGAUUAUGCACACAGAGGACCAGAGAGUUCAGUCAUCCCUUUUAAUUCAUCAUCAUCAGUGAAGACUCCUUCCCCUGCAGCUCAACCAGCUAAUCCUGUGACCGAAGAUGACACUAAACUUCUCUUUCACCACCAUGGCAAUGGUGAGGAAGCACCAGAACACACAGCCAUCAUUGCAGGUGUGGUGGCAGCUCUGGUUCUACUGGUGUUCUUGACCCUGUUGGCUGUCUACUACAUUAACACACACCCGACUGUUGCUCCUCCUUUCUACCUCAUGCAGCGUCGCACCAAUAACUAUUGGCCCUCCAUGAAGUUUCGGAAUCAAGGAUGCCAUUCCAGCUAUGCUGAGGUUGAUCUUGGGGGUUACGAAAAAGAGGGGUUCAUUGAGGCAGAGCAGUGCUGAGCAGGCAGGACUUUGUUUAAGGGAUGGACUAAAGAAAAAGUUAUUUCAUAAUUCUUUUCUAGAAUGAUUAUAGGAUCAUGGCCAAACACACAAUGAGAGGCUGUCACUGUUGAAAAAGAUCAUUUGAGAGUUUUGUGAGCUUUUCUCUGUCUCUGACUCCCCACAGUUGGCAGUCCACCUUUCAAAACAUUUCAUGCUGUUGUUUAUAGUAAAGGAAGUUUUAAGUUUAAAGAGGUACUAAUUGUAACAAAGACCAGCAAAUCUGCAAACAACUCUCCAUAAUAAUGAGUAUGUGUUAGCCAAAAUAAUUGCAAGAUAAUGUACAGUGCAAGGUAUCUCUAUAGAGAUAUUUUUUAAAGAUAUUUUGUUAAGAGUGUGUUCAAUGGAUUAAAUUUCCAUAAUACUCUGUUAGCCACAUGGACUUGACAGCACUUUAAUUCAAAUAGCUU